CUGUAUAAGAAGAUGGUCAUAACCGUUAGUGUGUGUGAAAUUUAAAUCUUUCUUCUUUUUUUAUUUCAUUUGCAUAUCACUGUCGCCGUAGAUGUUUCCUUAUUCAAUCGCAUUUGUAAUCAUUUGCAGUAACAAUCCAACAAAAUGGAUUUGUAAACGAAGCAGAGUGUUUUUGUAAACAAUUAUGAGGUGUAUAUAGCUAAAAACCGAAGGAAUACCUUGCAGGUUCAAUGUGGUAGUGUGUUUAUCAUUGUCAUAUUCAUCUGUGAAGUGUGUUUGAAGUUACCUACAACAACAACAGCAAUAACAACAACAACAAAUCAGCAAUAAUUUAUAUUGUGUAUUUUAAUGAUUGUGUCUAUGAAUUAUUUCAAAGUGAGUUAUCAAUCACAUUCAACGAAAAAAAAGAGAGCAUAAAAUAAUCCAAAUAUAAGAAAAGAACCAAGAAAACCGUGAAUUUUUGCAGAAAUAAAAGAUAGAAGCACCAACGACAUCAAAGAUUCAUUUGUGUCAAUUGUAAAUUGAAUGUGAUUCCCAUAGAAUACGCAAACGCACACACCAUUUAGACGAGUUCACCAAAACAAAACAAACACCAAAAAACUUCAAGGCUGUUGAUCAUUUUUGUUACCGAAGAUAGACACGCCACAGGGACAAAAGUAAUAUCAAAACUCAUCCCCCUGAUCAACGUAUCCACCAUACAUACACUCACGCAGCAAUCAUUUAAUUAUCACUAUUAAAGGGUCAAAGCUAUUUCUGCUUAUACAUUUGAACUGCCUAAAAAAAAUUCACGGUGUAACUUAAGACAAACGAAAGCAGCAAAAUGAUGAAUCGGUAUCUACUUUUAUUUACAUGGACACUGUUGUCAACUUGUUUAGCCUCACCAGAUGUUCACAAAAAGAUGUCGUCGGAACAGCUGAGGUCGAUAUUUCAUGUAGAAAGCCACGAACUAGUGCCAAAUUAUGAAGUAAUACAUUUAAUACAUCACGGUACAACCGAACACAGAAUAUCAAAGCGAAGUAUUACAUCGACAUCGUCAUCAUUAUCGAGGUCAAAUAAUCAAUUUGACGAUAAAACCGCACACAAUAAAUUGAGUAGUCAUCAUGUGAAAAAAGAUUUGAGUAAAAGUGCAUAUUAUAGUGAAUUGAAGAAAGAAUCAACCAUACCAGUGUUGUCAAAAUGGUCGUCACCAUCGAAAUUUACAAAUUCCAUUCACAGUAAAUUAAAUCCUAGUAAUAGUAAUAGUUUUAGUAGUGAUACACAAUCAAAAUUAGUUAAAAAUAGUUCAAGUGAUAAUGAAUUCGAUAUACAACAAAAUGAAAAUGAUGAUAAUUAUAAUAAUGAGUACAAGCAACAGUUCACGUUGCCAUCGGAAUCAAUGCAAGACGGCAAUAACGGCGAUAGUGAUAGUUAUGAGCAAAUAAAGACGAAACCAUUUGCGCAAUUUGAUUUAGCCAAUAUAAAAGAACAUAAUGUGUCACUCAGUGUAUUUGGCCAAAUGUUCAAUUUGACAUUACGACCAACCACACAACUAUUUAAAGAUGGCACCCAAUCAUUGCCGAUGUUUACGGUGAAUGUUACCCCAAAUGCAACGCACGGACUUUCUUACGAACCAAUCGAAGAGGAACCAAGUGAACAUGUUGGUGAGGUUUUUCAAGACGAAAGAAAUAUGGCAGCAAUAUUGAUGCGGCGUCAACUGGAAAACGGGGAUCUUUUAAUGGAAGGUAGCAUUGGACAUGACAUGGUUAUCAAGCCCGUACCUUACGGGCUUAUACAAGAUAAAAAUUCGGAAAAUACAGCGCAUCAUAUCGUCUACAAACGAAAAGUUGAUGCAACCGAUCAAAAUGGCGAUUUUGCUUUUAUGGAACCAGAUCGUUUACAAAAACGUUACCGCAAAAAACGUUCAACAUUUUCCGACGAAAUUUCCAAUCGUUCGAAGCGCGCUAUACCACAUAUUAUUUAUCCGGAAAUUUUGGUGAUUGUUGAUUACGAUGGAUAUCGAUUGCACGGCGGUGAUAACACACAAAUUAAAAGAUAUUUCGUUUCAUUUUGGAAUGGAGUCGAUUUACGGUAUCGUUUACUGAAAGGACCCAGGAUUCGAAUCAGUAUCGCUGGUAUCAUAAUCUCACGCGGUCGAGAUGCAACACCAUAUUUGGAACGUAAUCGAGUUGGACGCGAUGCUAUUGAUUCAGCUGCUGCUUUAACGGACAUGGGCAAAUAUCUAUUUCGAGAGCGUCGACUUCCAGUCUAUGACAUCGCUGUUGCGAUAACAAAACUCGAUAUGUGCCGAAGAAAUUACCCGACCGAUGUAUGUAAUCGUGGUACAGCAGGAUUUGCCUACGUUGGUGGAGCAUGUGUUGUAAACAAACGACUUGAAAAGGUGAAUAGUGUUGCAAUCAUUGAAGACACUGGCGGAUUCAGUGGUAUCAUUGUAGCUGCACAUGAAGUCGGCCAUUUGCUCGGUGCUGUUCACGACGGAUCACCACCACCAAGCUAUUUAGGAGGACCCGGAGCUGAAAAGUGCCGCUGGGAAGAUGGUUUUAUUAUGUCAGAUUUGCGGCACACUGAAAGAGGUUUCCGUUGGUCACCAUGCACAAUUCAAAGUUUCCACCAUUUCUUAAAUGGUGACACAGCUAGUUGUUUGCAUAAUGCGCCCCACGAGGAUGAUGCACUUGGUCGAGCACUGCCAGGCACAUUACUGUCAUUAGAUGCCCAAUGUCGUCGUGAUCGUGGUACAUCAGCUUGCUUUAAGGAUGAACGUGUGUGUGCGCAAUUGUUUUGCUUUGAUGCAGCCAGCGGCUAUUGUGUUGCAUACCGGCCUGCAGCAGAAGGUUCCCCUUGUGGUGACGGAUCGCAUUGCUUAGACGGUCGAUGUGUAGCUGAACAUGAAAAUAUUAUUCCGGACUAUUCGCAGCAUACGCCAAGCUAUGCUAGUCCAAAUGUGUAUCAACAACAAAGUCUCAAUACUGAGUCAUAUAGCCCGUUCAAGGAUCCAAUGUUCACUACCACUACCACAACGACAACCCUAGCUCCUCCAAUCGACCCCAGCUCCUACUACAAUUUUAACACAAAUCAACAAGAACCGUUUUCCAUUCCAACGGACGAAUUUAAACCAUCUGAACAAGGAAUAUGACAGCAGAAAUUAAAUAAAAGACAAGCCACAUGAAGAUGAAUGAAAAGAAAAAUAAUAAAAAAAAAAUGAUUUGCCAUAUACAAAAAAAAAAAUGUAAAUACAUAAACGAAAAAUCAAACUUUCUUUCAUAUAUUGCUGAACGGUAGACAUAAACACACAUAAGUUUGCAGUUUCUAUAACCAUUCAUUUUUAUCGAUUUUGGCCACACAAAAAAAUUCAACCCAAUACACACACACACAUUCAUCAAUGCGAAGUGAAAUCGGAAAAUGUAAUUACGUACUACUAGGAACUGGAACAACAUACACCUAACAAACAAAAGUUCAUAAUUUACUAAUUUCACAUUACAUAUUAAUGUCAUAGAUUUAAUUCGUACUUAUGGAGGACUUCUUAAACUUAAAGUGAAAUAACACAAGAACAAAACACAGCCACAGAGCGCCAGGUUCGCUUGAUGAUUGAGAUACCAUUUUUUUUCUUAUUCGUCCAAUUAUGCUUAAUAGAGAAAAAGCGAACCACACCGGAAAAAAAGGAAACAUCUUUGUAUAUGAUCGACACUGAGGGAAAUAGAUAAUAUAUAUUUAAGUCACAAUACGAGGGAAAUCAUAUACUCUCUGAGAAGAAUGAAACACAUUGUGACAUUAAACAAGUAAUUGUAGUGUUACCGUUUUGAAUAUCAGGCCAAAAGUCCAUUGUAAAAUUUAAAGCGCAGAAUUUUCGAAAUGUUUCAAUUGAAUGCGAGUUUAGGUGAUUAUUUAUAUAGAAAUCAAACUUGUUUUAAUUCAUUUAAUUAGAUAUUCUUAUUUAUAAAUCGAUCUUAUACCACAUACAGUAGCAUGUUCAUUUAGUGUGUUGCCACGUAAAUGGUAAUCGUACAUCCGAUUCUUUGCGAAAUUCAAUGAACGUAAUCACCGUACAGAACAGAAAAAAUGAUCCCCUUGAGGCUUUCUUUUUAAAUACAAAUUCAAAUGCGUUCAUUGUCACAACUGUCAAGGGCCAAAAAGUGUCUUUCUUCUUUCUAUGGGUUUGGUGUGGAUGCGUUUGAAUCAUAAUCGAACAUUUCACUGAUACUUAUUCCCAAUGCGCACGCACACACAUAAACCAAUACCGACUGAAAUGAACGGUUUUACUUUCGAUUGAUGUCGUAUUCGAUUUAUUUCAUGUUUAUCAAAUAAGCUAGAUUACGAAUUUUAUACACAAAACGGUAUUCAAUGCAAUUGAUUUUCGUCUUAUGACACUGUUACCCCAUCCCAAAAUUUGCAUUAUAAUUGUGAAGUAAGUGUGGAAUUGGCUUACAAAGUCUUACCUCCUGGAAAUGUCUAGGAGAGAACAGAAAUGGAAAUUUCUGUAGAAGAGAGUAGAAGGUAAGAUAUCUUCUUCAUCUUCAUUCAUGUGCUCAGCUAAAUUCUUACCUCCUGGUGGUUUUUUUUAAUUGUACCUCAUGAUUCAUUUUUUUCUUUCUGCGAAAUCGAAUAUUCUGACAAAAUUUCCAUUUCAUUACAGUUGUCAAUUUUUUUUCGCCCGAAUUUUACCAUAUGUAUACACAUUGUACAUUAUUACACGUGUAGUGUUCAAGCAAUCUAAAUUUGCAUGAAUGUGCUUCAGUCGAAUGAUGUGCGACAAAAGCUAUGGUGGCCAUGCUACGGUCGGUUUAAAAAAUCAAUCGACUGGAUUUCGAUCAAUGAGCACCGGCCAAGUGCUACAAUAGCAACACAAGCAAUAAAUGGCAUGUGACCAAGAAAGCAACCACUUUGGCCAAACUUGCUGCGAAAUACCGAAAAUAAAUCGCCAUUAAACAUUUACCACAAUUUUUUCGAAUUGAUUCAACGAUGAUAUAUUUUUUUUUUUCGAAAUACAGAAAGAGAAUAGAGCAAUUUGAUGUUGCGCUACGCACAUCUUGCGGCAACAUUCAUUUUUGCUAUGGUAAAUUUUUAUUGGUGUUUUAGUGAAUAUGGUGAAAAAAAUAAAUAUCUUGAAAAUCAUGUGAACACUUUACCAUUUGAUCUAAUAAAUAAAAUAGGUCAUGCAAUAAAUAAAAGCAAUGAAAGUGAGUGUAAGAGUGUGAGUGUGUAUGUUUAUUAAAAAAAACUAGUGUUAGUUAUCAUUUAAACAGAGAUCACACAUUAGUAAAUCAUUAUUUCGAUAUUGAAUUUGACAAAAAAAAAUUUGUUCUCGUUUGAAUGUGAAAUAAGACAUAUAUUUUUAAUUUUUAAUUGGUUCUCAAAAACGUUCAUAUUUUCCAUAAUCUGAUUAUAGAAUAGUUUUGUAAGUUUUUUCAAGCUCAUUUUAAAAUAAACGAAAUGACAAUUAUAUUGAAGGAAAUAUAUAUAUCCAUAUUUUUCAGUCAAUAUACAGUGCCGUGCAAAAGUUUGAGACCACCUAUGUAUUUUUCAUACAAAAUGGCGUAAAAUACCAUUUUUUGAGGUUUCAAAAAUAAUACUUUUUAUUCUCAGAAAUCAAUGAUUUUCGGCACAUUGUUUCAAUAUCUUAUUAAGAAAAAUUUUCACUGGUUUUGAAAUGGC
This is a messenger RNA of Contarinia nasturtii (swede midge), 5646 nucleotides long. Its product is annotated as venom metalloproteinase 3. Gene Ontology annotation, molecular function: metalloendopeptidase activity. The coding region runs from base 821 to 3130 and encodes 769 amino acids. Gene Ontology annotation, biological process: proteolysis. The record is from RefSeq and is a predicted model, not a curated record. NCBI's taxonomy places the organism in Eukaryota, Metazoa, Arthropoda, Insecta, Diptera, Cecidomyiidae. The transcript has 17 exons.